This is a messenger RNA of Rotaria socialis, 957 nucleotides long. The record is from the annotation of a GenBank genome assembly. Lineage: Eukaryota; Metazoa; Rotifera; Eurotatoria; Philodinida; Philodinidae.
AUGUUUUCCAAAGUGCUAUUAUCAUUGAUUUUUAUUAGUCGAUGUCAAGCAUUUUUCAAAAACUCUCCACUUCGAUUGAAUACAAUAACUAAUCGUCGCAAUCUAACAUGCGCAUCCGAUUUUGGUAAUUCCGAUCUAUUCACUGAUUGUGAUUAUUGCGUCUAUGAAUUUUUCAAUAACGGUGCUAAUUCAUUCAUAUAUCAUGAUUGCAUUUACAUAACGAAUUCUUAUCGUCUUGUAACGCAACGUUGCACAGGGUUCACUGAAACAAGCGAUAUUGGCUAUGGUCUUUGUUCUAAAUUAUCCUUUGAAUAUCAUGAUAUUGAUUUGUUGUGCAUAUGUGCAGCGGAUCUUUGUAAUCAGAAUUUUACAACAUGCAAACAAUCGGUUGAUACAAGUCCGAAUUUACCAUCGCUGCCUUCACCUGUACCAUCACUUACCGUUGAAUCAUCAGCCAUCAAAUGUCAAGAUACACCUGUUGGAGUUUUAAAUUCUACGUAUUAUUGCAUACGAGAUUCAACGCCUUUUAUAAAUAUGGUCCAAUGUGAAGAGUAUGUUCUGAAUCAUACUGUAAUGUGCAUGUAUUCAGAAAGUGAUAAUGGAAAUUAUUUAACGCUCGUCGCAUUACCCGACGAAGAUUAUGAAUAUGUAUUAGUUGGUCAAAUACAACAAAUGCAAAGGCAAGCAGCACAAUCGAAUUAUAAACAAUAUUAUAACGAGACAGAUAAUUCAUUUUAUAUCAAUGGAGAAGAAACAUUUGUAAAUUCGAUUAAUUAUACUAUUAUCUAUAAUAAAUGUUAUUGUCGAACAACUGAUUGUAAUGCUAAUUUAUCAACUUGUCUGCAAAUUUCUGUGACAAACAAUAACCAAACUAGAAAUACGAAUAAUGUAUUGGUGAUUACGAUUUCGAUGGGUUUUAUCAUAGUAACGAAAUUUUUAAAAAUAAUUCUGUGCUAA